Molecule: messenger RNA, 5692 nt
Organism: Drosophila hydei
Lineage: Eukaryota; Metazoa; Arthropoda; Insecta; Diptera; Drosophilidae
Gene: qin
Exons: 11
Coding region: 112-5622 (1836 amino acids)
Molecular function (GO): zinc ion binding
Source: RefSeq, a predicted model, not a curated record
UCAGUAAAGCCGGUCAAUUAUUUUUUUACUUUUGCCGACAUUUUGGAAAAAAAAAGUUGUUCCACAUCAGACACGCUGUGUUAACAGCAAAUUAUAAAAUUAUAAACAAAAAUGAUCGCCGACGACAAUAGUGUUAAAUUUUUCGAUCGCAAAUUUGUGGCGGUUCAUUUGCGCAGUCAAUUGCAUUGUCCAAAAUGCACUCGCGAAUAUUCACACAAAUUUACCGAAGGAGCAGGGGCCUCAGAUAAUCAUCGUCCAUUUUUGUUACCCUGCGGUCAUCAUAUGUGCGAAUUCUGCAUUUCGAAACAUUGCCAGCAAGCGGACUUCAAGUGCGCCGUGUGCUUCAGCUCAGCAUUGCCCAGCUUUAUUGCAAAGGAGCUCAAUGGCAAAAGUAUUGGCAACAUAAGUGACUACUACGAGCUGAACUAUCACGUGUUGGGCGAAACAAAUAGUCUGGAUUAUGGUAACCGCUAUUCGCUGGAGGAGUCGUUGCUCUGCCUCCCGACACUAAGCGAGAUCGUGCUGGAGACCAAAUGCAGCGAGUGCGGCCACAGAGUAGCCAGUGGCGAAUGCAAGCAGUGUAAUGCUUUCUAUUGCAAGCGCUGCUUCGAAACGGUACAUCAUUACAGUCGCGUCCUCAAGACGCACAUCUUUCAGACGCUCGACGAUAAGCAGCGCACUGGCAGUGACGUCGAUCUUCGCAUAGGCAAUGACAUCUUUCGCAUGCCCGUCCAGCUGAUGUGCAAUGUGCACAAUGUACCGGCAACCAUCUUCUGCACCUCGUGCAGGCGCAACAGCUGCGAGGCGUGCGCCAUUAGGCAUCAUGCCAAUCAUGUUACCUACACAGUGAGCGAAAUGAAUCAUCGUUAUGUAACCGAAAUUCCAUCUUCGAUAAGUUCCAUUGACGCGGCUCUCAUGCAAAUCAAAAAUGCUCAGUUGGUGGUGCAGAAUACAAAGAAGAAACUUGGCGAUUUUGCCACCGAAACGCUGACCAACAUCUCGCAGCGUUUCCGCUUGCUGCAUGGUCAGCUGCAGAGUGCCGAACAGAAGACGAUUGAGAUGCUGCGCGAGGCUAGCCUGCCGCCGCAGUUGCAGCUAAAUCAGGCAAUUAGCCAGCUGAAUGAUUAUGAGACAGUACUGAAGAACCUACGCCAGCUGCUGAAUUGCGGCACCGAUGGUCGUUACGAGGUGCCGCAGAAUAUUUGGUUAAAGGAUAUCAUUAUGAUCAUCAGUGAACACCUGGAGAACAUACCCAGCUAUGUGCAAGUUACCAAUCUCGAUCGUAAUCCCUAUCACUUACAGACUACGAAUAAUCUAUCCGAAAUGAUAGGACGUCAUCUGAAUUGCCAAUUUCGGAAUCCCAAGAUUGAGGUGCGCUUUAACAAUGAGUACGAUCAGCUGAGCCGUAUCUCGAUCCGUAGCCAGCCGAAGGAGUCGAAGAGCAUUGGCUCAUUGGCUCAUGGCAGACUCGGCAAGAAGCUAAAGCGUCGUCCCAAAAAGUCUAAAAGCAGCUCCAGCUCGAUGAAGGACAGCGCUAGUGAGCGCAAUGUGCAGCAGAUGAAUUUCCUGCGCACAUUCUCGGCCAUGGACAUCAGCAAGUCGAAUUCGGCCCGCUCUAUGUCUAAUAAGCUGUCAAGUCACCUGGGCGACAGGUUUCGCACAGAUGCGAUUGUGCGUGUUCGCUCCAUUCAAUCCCCGGAGGAUUUCUAUGUACAGUGUAUUCAUGCAGCGCAACGCAUGCGUGAUAGUCUGGAGGCAUUCGCUGAAACGCCAGCCUGCCUGCCACCGAACCUCAUUGUGGUGGGGCAGCAAUACAUCACGUUCAACAAUCAAAACGAGACAGAUCGCUGGCAUCGCGCCUUGGUCAUUCGAAAGGCCGACUCACGUGAAAUUUAUGACGUCUUCUUGCCGGACGUAGGCCUUACCCGUAAGGUGCACAGCAGCAACUUCCGUCAGAUGCCGGAACAUCUGGCCACACUGCCCUACACAGCCGUCCACUGCAGCCUGAAGCAGCUGAUGCCCAGCAACGGAGGUACCGAGUGGGAACCACAGGCCAUCGACUUUCUCAAGCAAGUGGUGCAAAACAAUCCUGUGUAUAUCACCAUUCUACGAGCCUUGGGCGCCCAGUUGUACGAGGUGGAUCUAAGCAUUAAUAACUAUGAUUCGACCAUUUCGGUGCGCGAAGCCUUUCUAUACACUGGAUUAGCCCUCGAGCGAAAUGUCUUUGCUACCCCGUUGACAUCGAAGUCGCAGCAGUUGAUGGCAGAGGAAUCGCAGAGAUUACCGAAAUACGUGCCACGUGUGGGAGAUGUGCUUAUCAUACAGAUGCUGCAUGUGGAGCAGCCCCUGGAGUUCUAUGUGAUGCCACACGAACUGGAGCACAAUCGCAGUUCGCUGCAGCGCUCGCUGCAAAGCUUCAUGGAUCACUUGAGUCUCAGCCAACUGGAGCCCAUCUUUUUGGGUCGCCUGGAGCUGGGUUGUGCGGUCCAAUCGGAGGGUCAGUGGCAUCGCGCCUGCAUUGAGAUCAUUUUGCCCAAAGGUUACGUGCUGGUGCGUCUGGUGGACACAGGGAUCACACAGAAAGUCUAUUGGGAUCAGCUUUUCAUGUUGCCGCGCAUAUUCUGGACUCAGGAGAUAGCCAUCAAGUGCUGCCUGGCCGAUGUGGAGACACUGCAAGUGAAUAACUAUACUUGGACACCGGCUGCCAUCGAUGCCUUCAAGCAGUUAACCUCAAAUCCGAAGCUACAAAUGGAGGUGGUUUCCGUGCGAAAUAACGUGGCCUAUGUUGUGCUGCAUUUUGGGAACAGCAACGUGGCUGCCGCAAUGGUGUCUCAGGGCCAUUGCGAGUCCAGUGGUGCGAGCAGUAAAGUUGUUAAGCCUCAGCCGGCACGACUAUCGCAGCUGGACGCAGAUGCGCGUAGACUGAUAAACGAGGCAAAGGAGGAGGAGCAUUUGGAUGCUCACCCGCCAUCUGGUCAAACUGACACCAUGAAUCGCUCACCCAUCGAAGUGCUGCAUGUACAGCAUCCAGGCGAAUUCUACGUAACACUCGCGCACUUUGUCUCGGCCAUUGCGGAACUGAGGAAAACAGUGCAAGCAACAGCAGCUGAGAUGUACCAGAGUUGUUCGCCUACUACCAGUUGGCAGCCGGGCGACAUGUGCUACGUGCGUGUGAAGGCCAAGGGGGAUCAGGACAUGCUUUGGCAUCGCGGCCAGAUUGUUGCCUGCGCCGAUUUUAAUACAGCCAGCAAAUACGAUGUGCGUCUGCGUGACAUCGGCGAACUAGUGCCGGGUGUACCCAAUAACUGUCUGACCGCAAUGGAUGAGGCUCUCGUGCGCAUCAGCAAUAGUGCCAUGUGCUGCCGCCUAUUUGACAUUGUUCCCAAUGGCAUCGAGUGGUCAGCUGAGGCUGUAGGGUUCUUUAAAUCGCAACUGACGGCCUACAGCUCGCUGCAUGUGACAGGUUAUGGACGCAGCGGAGACUGCCUGAACGUCAUCCUAUGGGGAGCAAACACUGAAAUCAGUGGACCAUUCUCGCCAGCACGCAUCAAGUAUACGAACAUCAAUGAGGUGCUUUUGCGGGCAGGACAUGCCAUAAGAGAUCCGCUUAAGUUGCUGAAACAGGAAAAUGAAUCGACAACAAGCAGCGACAGCAGCAGCAGCAGCUUGUGCUCACAGCAGUCAGGUGAUAUGGACUUGUUUGCAGGCAUUGAUAUGGUGGCAAGAAUUGAAAGAUCCCAGGAAGCGCCAAAGUUGAAUUUCCAGCACACCUACGAGAUGCCGCCACUGGAGCUGCUCAACGAUUUGAAUACAAAGGAAACCACCUUCGGUUGCAAUGAGCCGCCAGUGGCCUGGCUGCAGCCGCGUACAUGCAAGAAAAGUGUUUUUACUGCACUGCCCACCUAUGUGAAUAAUCAGUGUGAGAUUUACCUAAGCCUGGCCACCGAUGAGCCGUUCAUUCAUCACAUGCGCAAUUUGCUGGUCAAUCACUUCAAGCCCCUGCUGGAGCAACAGCGACAGUCAAGCAGCUAUGUGGUUGGUCAACCGGUGGUGGUCACCUAUCACUUGGAUAAUCUCAUUUAUCGCGGCAUUGUCAAGAGCAAGUUGAGUGCUCAGGGUAAGCACAAUGUAUACUACGUGGACUACGGAAACGAGGAGAAAGUAUCGCCCGUUGAGAUGCUGCCGUAUGCACCAUUUCCACAGUUAAAUUCGCUGUGCUGGCGCAUAGCCAUCCACGGUAUCCAGCCCAAGCAAAAGAACUACAGCGUCAAGACCGUGGACGCUGUUCACCAAACUGUGGUCAUGAAGCUCAGCAGCGUACGUGUUAUGGAAGCCAAAGGAGUUGACGGUAUAUCGCAAUGUCAAAUAAAGGUGGGCGACAUGGACAUAGGAACAAUGAUGUUAAACAACGAAAUGGCGAUACGCGCCGCAACCCAGGGAGAUGAAGAAUUGAAACAGCAACGUGCUAAGACACUGAAGAGCUUCAAAGUGUUCGAAGAGCUGCUCCAGUUAGGCGACACCCAGCCUCCAUUGGUACUUGAACAGGUGAAUACAACAGCUCAGCCGCCACCCGCUAAGAAAAAGUACAUGUUAGACAGCAAAGAGCUACUUCAUACUGAGUGCGAAAAGGAUUUCGAUUGCAAGGAGCCAGUCAAGCAGGAGCAGCUACAAACGAGCAUCAAACUUGAAAAAGACAGCGAUGAGGAUCACUCGGAAGAAAAUAAUUCAGCUGAGGGCUUCUCGGAUGGCUACGUCAUCGAGGAGAUAGUCGAAAGCAAUGUCAAUAAGGAAGAUGAGAAAACAUCCAGUGCCGGACCAGAACAGGCCAGCUUUAUGCCACCGCAGAACAUAUCCGCCGUGGAACAACUACGUCGACGCAUUCAGCUGAGACAUAAGCAGGAAAGGUUGGACAGCGCACAUUUCUCACCAAUGGAUACGUCCACGGAGCGUUCCUAUCAGCGUUGUUUCAAGGCACAAUGCCUGCCCACUGGCGUCAAACAUUUUUCGUGCAGCAUCGACAAAGUGGUAUCCGCCACCGAGUUGCAGAUAUCUCCGCAACUAACUGAAUUUACCAAGCAGGAAAUUGUACUGGCUCAGGAGACUAGCGCCUUAAUCCUGGACGCUGCACAGUUGAAUCCUGUGGAGAUGGAAUCUUUGUGUCUGGCCCGCUAUAGUCUGGAUAAUCAAUGGUAUCGCGCUGUUAUUAAGGAGGUGUUUCAUGCCUCUAAUCAGGCAACUGUCUACUAUAUGGAUUUCCAUGACACUGAAGUGGUGCCCUUUAUCGAUCUGAAAGUAAUGCCCAAACAGCUUUUUAUGUUUCCUCAGCGUUCGUUCCGAGUCAAUCUCUACGGCAUCAAGAUAAACAGAAACUUUGCGGACACAUCUGUGCGCCAAGCACUUCAAGCAUGUCUAUGCAAAUAUCCUUUAGUGUACGCACGCGUUCACUAUCCUCACGACUAUCACGACAAUAGCGAGGACUACGGCGAAUCGGAGCCGUGCUCAUCCAGCGAUUCUAUUAGGCAAAGCUUUAAACUACUCGAGGUCGAUAUAUAUGAGAAUAAAUUCAAAACCGAGCUGCUCUACAAACCCCUAAUUGACAGUCGGAUGUUCCUAUUGAAAUAGUUUACAAACAUUACAAGAAUAAUUGAACUAUCUUAAAUUGAAGUAACCAAAGAGGAAAAUUCCAUUAUAU